AUGAACAUACGCUCGCAAGGACUAUUAUGGUGCGUCCAGCUGGUGCUCUGUAUCGAGGGCGCCGCAGCAGCAUGCAGCACCUUCACGCGUCAGAUUAAUGUGAGCAUUUGUAAUUGGCAAGAAGUGCGAGCAAAUGUGAUACGCGACACAAUUUAUCUCGAUGGGGGAUAUCUGUGGUAUCAACAGGGAUUCGACGACGGCUGUGUGACCUAUAAUAACGAUGAUGGAUCAUCGGGGCUUUACUACAGUUUUAAUCUCUCGACACCUUUUGAUAACACAUCUAACUUCACCUCGCUCAUCAACAAUGCCACCAAAGGGACCGGCUACGGGAAUCUGUCUCCCAACUACGUCGACGGGGCAAUGCUUGCCAACGACGACGAAUUUUACAUUUACGGAGGGUUCCUAGAAAGCACCACCGGUACCUCAUCGCCCCCUGGAAACCUUGUAAUGUCAUAUGCCGCGUACCAGUCCGGGCCGUAUCGAGAGGAUUUCAGUCCCAGUUGGAGCACGGAGACCCUCCCCGACAAUGUCACCCGGUACAUCACCAACGGUGCGGGGGCGUCAGCUCCUAGUGAGAACAAGGGCUUCUAUUUCAGCGGAAUGCGUGCGUCAGACUGGGGUGACUUUACCUAUUACUACGAUGCGCUAUCCCUCGCCAACACUUUGAUCAGCGUCGAUAUGUCCGAUCUAGGCCAGGGGAAGUGGACUAACAUGACCCUUCCGUCCUUUGUCCCGCCGCGGGCUAAUGCAGAGCUUGUUUGGGUCCCUGUAUCAGAGUCGGGGGUGUUGGUGGCCAUUGGAGGGGUCGUCCAACCCGCACAGUUCUGGAGCGACGUGGGGCUGAACUCAUCACAGAAAGAGCAAAGCCAGCGGAUCAGUCCAACGUUCAUGGAGACAUUGUCCAUCUACGACUUGCAAUCUGGCGAAUGGUACCUUCAAAACACAACCGGGGAUAUUCCACCGCAAUUGACCGAGUUCUGCUCGGUCUUGGCGAGUGCUGAGGAUGGUUCUUCUCAUAACAUUUACAUCUACGGUGGAUACAGCGGUCUCGAUCAGACGGAAAUCCCGUCCGACGACGUGUAUAUCCUGUCCCUUCCGUCGUUCAUAUGGUUCAAAGCAUACAACGGGACUUCAACCCACGGCCGCAGUGGCCAUCGGUGCCUCCAGGUUUACCCGGACCAAAUGUUCGCAGUUGGCGGCUACCGGUCCGGCACGACACAGUGCUUGGAAGAUGGUGUCAUCGUCAACUUUAAUCUCAAUACCUUGGUUUUCGAGAGCCAAUAUGACCCCGCAGUCUACAGUCACUCCUACAAGGUGCCAAAUCUUGUCACGAGAGAAAUAGGGGGAAGUGCCUCUGGUGGUGCGACUAGCACUGGCCCGGAUAAAUGGACCAAUGCGUCUCUCAGUGGUAUUUUGGGGACAAAAUACUCAAAGACCAUUUCGACCUAUUAUCCGUACAACACCAGCAGUACCGAUACCCCGAAGUCCGGGGGAGGCAGCGGUGGAUUUCCCACAUGGGCAGCUGCGGUGAUUGGAGUCCUCGGUGGGCUCCUGGUGAUCGCGCUGCUCGUUGGCUUUUGGUUCCUCCGCCGGCGCCACCUCCGGCGCAAAGGCAAGGUAAUGGAAGAAGCCAAGGAGCUCGAGGCCAAUGAGCCUGAUCGGGAGAACUUGAUGUACGGAGGGGGUCCUACAUCCCCGAGGCCGGGCCCUCAGUCGACCUCAACUGGUGUGGAAACAGGGGCGAAUAUCUCCUCUGGCCCUAACACCUCGACGAUCGAUGAGUCCCUUGGCACCGGUGUGACUCCUUUGUCCGUCGAAUCCGGAGGGGGCGUGGUACAUGAAAUCCCAGAUUCCUCCGCACCGGCUGAGCUUCCUACCGAAUAUAACGAGAAUGUCGCGAAGACUGAUGACUCUGCGCCCGGGAGCCCGUCAAACGAGUUUCCAUCCCCGGUCUCUCCCCCAAUCUCGCCUCAGAACACUACCGGUUCUGACUCUGGGUCCGUCCAAGGCCACUAUCGGAGUACUUCGACGCGAUCAACAGUUCCAUCUCUAUCCAUCGAUAAUGUAGUCACCAGCAGGACCUCACAUUUCCAGGAAUCGUUUGAUGGUCAUAUGCAACGCCCGCGCCAUGACUCGGUGAUCUCAGAGGGAAGUAUGGGCUCGGAGGAACAAGGCCCCUAUAGUGGCAGUGAGACGAUUCAUGAAUAA
Molecule: messenger RNA, 2208 nt
Organism: Penicillium chermesinum
Lineage: Eukaryota; Fungi; Ascomycota; Eurotiomycetes; Eurotiales; Aspergillaceae
Exons: 7
Coding region: 1-2208 (735 amino acids)
Source: RefSeq, a predicted model, not a curated record